CCCCCGCCCCCCCGCGCUCACUCGCACUCACACCCGGGCGCAGGAGGCGGGCGGCCGGGCCCCACCGGCCCCCCAUGGUCGCCCCCGGCUCGGGGCGCUGAGACCCCAGCGUCGCAGCCCAGCCUGGUCCAGCGCGCCACGCCGAGGGACUUCAGGACCGGACAAGACUCUCAACCUACUCCCUGAGCCCCAGCCCAGGACACCUCCAACAGCUUCAGCUCACCCCCCCAGCCCUCCCACCUGCCACUCUCUGGCCCCUCCCACUGCCCGCCCCCCCUGGGGCACAGGGCAUGGUGUGAAGGCCAAGUGCUGAGGCGGGCACCAUGGGUGCUGUGCCCUAGGGCCUGGGUGGUGGGGGGUGGGUGGCCUGUGGGUGUGCCGGGGGGGCCCGUGUGCCCACCCCAGUCUCUUGGCGUGCUGGAGUGCAUCCUGGAUGGAAUUGAAGUGAAUGGAACAGAAGCCAAGCAAGCUGGAGUGUGGGUCAGACCCAGAGGAGAACAGUGCCAGGUCACCAGAUGGAAAGCGAAAAAGAAAGAACGGCCAAUGUUCCCUGAAAACCAGCAUGUCAGGGUAUAUCCCUAGUUACCUGGACAAAGACGAGCAGUGUGUCGUGUGUGGGGACAAGGCCACCGGUUAUCACUACCGCUGCAUCACUUGUGAGGGCUGCAAGGGCUUCUUUCGCCGCACAAUCCAGAAGAACCUCCAUCCCACCUACUCCUGCAAAUAUGACAGCUGCUGUGUCAUUGACAAGAUCACCCGCAAUCAGUGCCAGCUGUGCCGCUUCAAGAAGUGCAUUGCUGUGGGCAUGGCCAUGGACUUGGUUCUAGAUGACUCGAAGCGAGUGGCCAAGCGCAAGCUGAUUGAGCAGAACCGGGAGCGGCGGCGGAAGGAGGAGAUGAUCCGAUCACUACAGCAGCGGCCAGAGCCCACUCCUGAGGAGUGGGACCUGAUCCACGUGGCGACAGAGGCCCACCGCAGCACUAAUGCCCAGGGCAGCCAUUGGAAGCAGAGACGAAAAUUCUUGCCGGAUGACAUUGGCCAGUCACCCAUCGUCUCAAUGCCAGAUGGAGACAAGGUGGACCUCGAGGCCUUCAGCGAGUUUACCAAGAUCAUCACCCCGGCCAUCACCCGUGUGGUGGACUUUGCCAAAAAACUGCCCAUGUUCUCCGAGCUGCCUUGCGAAGACCAGAUCAUCCUCCUGAAGGGGUGCUGCAUGGAGAUCAUGUCCCUGCGAGCGGCUGUCCGCUAUGACCCCGAGAGUGACACCCUGACGCUGAGUGGGGAAAUGGCUGUCAAGAGGGAGCAGCUCAAGAAUGGCGGCCUGGGCGUAGUCUCCGACGCCAUCUUUGAACUGGGCAAGUCACUCUCUGCCUUUAAUCUGGAUGACACGGAAGUGGCUCUGCUGCAGGCUGUGCUGCUAAUGUCAACAGACCGCUCGGGCCUGCUGUGUGUGGACAAGAUCGAGAAGAGUCAGGAGGCAUACCUGCUGGCGUUUGAGCACUACGUCAACCACCGCAAACACAACAUUCCGCACUUCUGGCCCAAGCUGCUGAUGAAGGUGACUGACCUCCGCAUGAUCGGGGCCUGCCACGCCAGCCGCUUCCUCCACAUGAAAGUCGAGUGCCCCACCGAACUCUUUCCCCCUCUCUUCCUCGAGGUCUUUGAGGAUCAGGAAGUCUAAAGCCUCAGGCGGCCAGAGGGUGUGCGGAGCUGGUGGGGAGGAGCCUGGAGAGAAGGGGCCGAGCUGGGGGAUGAGGGAGACCCCCCCACACCUCUUCUCUCCUUCCUCUCAUCCUCGGAUAGAUUCAGCUCCCACACACACCCCCGCACUGCCCAGGUCCCUCCUCAGACCCUCCAGCCCUGGGACAGGGCAAACAAAUGAACUUGCUAUGAAAAGGAGGACAGUGUGGGGGCUGGGGAGACCAUGUCCUGCAGUUCCUAGGACCCCAUCCUCUAAUAAGGUAGGGGAAGGGAGGAAGAACUAAGAGGGGACAAGCCAUCUUGAUUGUAGGAGAAAUAGGAAGGUGGGAUGGGGGAAGAUGCCCUCAACUCACCCUCUACACACAUGCAAGAGAGAGCCCCCUACCCCCACCCCCAGUUUCGUGGCUAGGCUCCCCCUUCAGGCUGGGGGCCUCUCUACUUCCCCAGAUGCCUGGGUGCAAAGAAAGGCGUGGCUUGGCUCCUCUACUGGAGGUUAAAAAUUAUAGUCAUUCUAACUGCACUUUGGAAACCAAGCAAGGGGAAAAGAAGAUAAAUGAAGAAAAACUAGACAGA
This is a messenger RNA of Orycteropus afer afer, 2274 nucleotides long. The record is from RefSeq and is a predicted model, not a curated record. Lineage: Eukaryota; Metazoa; Chordata; Mammalia; Tubulidentata; Orycteropodidae.